This is a messenger RNA of Musa acuminata subsp. malaccensis (wild Malaysian banana), 3933 nucleotides long. NCBI's taxonomy places the organism in Eukaryota, Viridiplantae, Streptophyta, Magnoliopsida, Zingiberales, Musaceae. The record is from RefSeq and is a predicted model, not a curated record.
ACGACCCCCUUCUCUGGCCCUCUUGCAUAUCGGAACAAGAGCAAAGCAAAAGCGAAAGAACAAAAAGCACAGGGUUUCUCUUCCUGUUCCUGGAUUCGAUCCAUAUCUUCUUCUAUUUGUCCACGGAGGAGGGAAAAGGGGUGGUUUCGAUCCGAAGAGGAAUGCCGGGUUCGGUUGGAGGCGAUUAGGGCUUUUGAUCGGAGAAUGUGGCGUCUCGGACGUGACGGCGACGCCACCGGGAUCGGCGGCGGAGGCGGGGAAGCGGUGGCUGAGGACGCAGGCAAGCCGGUGGUGGUGGCGGUCCCCCCGGCGAUGCAGGCGGAGGCGUACCACCAGGCUAGAAGUAGAUCUCAGGGCGGCGGCGGCGGCCGGAGAGUCGCCCCCGCUGCAUGUUCUCCGGAAGAGAACGCGACGGCGGUGGAGAAGGCGCUUCCGAACGGGGACAUGUACACUGGGGGUUUCGUCGGGAACGCGCCCCACGGCCGCGGAAAGUACUUGUGGGCCGACGGUUGCAUGUACGAGGGGGAGUGGCGGCGGGGGAAGGCGUCCGGGAAGGGUAAGUUCUCGUGGCCCUCCGGCGCCACGUUCGAGGGCGAGUUCCGCUCCGGCCGUAUGGAGGGCUUCGGGACCUUCACUGGAUCGGAGGGCGACACCUACCGAGGCUUCUGGAUCGCCGACCGCAAGCACGGGUACGGAUGCAAGUGGUACGCCAACAGCGACUACUACGAGGGCGGGUGGCGGCGCAACCUCCAGGAGGGCCGAGGCCGGUAUGUGUGGCGGAGCGGGAACCAGUACGUCGGCGAGUGGCGGAACGGCGUCAUCUCCGGCCGCGGGGCGCUGAUCUGGGCGAAUGGCAACCGCUACGAUGGCCAUUGGGAGAACGGCGUGCCAAAGGGGAGCGGCGUGUUCACGUGGCCCGACAGCAGUUGCUACGUCGGUAGCUGGAGUAAAGGCGAUCCAAAGAGCUUCAACGGAACCUUUUACCCUGCCGUCACCACAGGACGCAAGGAGAUCGGUGGAAAGAGGAGCUCAUUCUCGCUUUUGGAUGAAGCAUUCAUGCUUCCGCCGCUGGCACCAGCGUCGAGGAAGACAUCGUCGGUGGACGGUGUACUGGGGAGGAGGAGCUCCACCGCAGAAAAGAACUUCCCCAGGAUCUGUAUCUGGGAAUCUGAGGAUGAGGCCGGGGACAUCACAUGCGAUAUCAUCGAUACAAUCGAGGCAGCGAUGCUUUACAAGGAUGGCUUGUCCUUCGAUCAGGGUGAGCGAACACUAAUCAGUGCCGUGCAGCAGCGACGCAACCAAUAUUGUUUGUCAACAUGGGAGGCGAAGAAGCCAGGGCAGACUAUAUUGAAGGGUCAUAAGAACUAUGAUCUGAUGUUGAACCUUCAAUUGGGCAUCAGUUACUCUGUUGGGAAGCCAGGUUCACUCAGAGAGCUCGGAGCCAGGGAUUUUGAUCCCAGGGAGAAGUAUUGGACUAGGUUUCCUCCCGAGGGAUCAAAGAUUACACCACCUCACCAGUCCAUGGAGUUCCGGUGGAAGGAUUAUUGCCCUAUGGUUUUCAGACACUUGAGGAAGUUGUUUAACGUUGAUCCGGCAGAUUAUAUGGUAGCUAUAUGUGGAAAUGAUGCUUUGAGGGAACUAUCUUCCCCUGGGAAGAGCGGAAGUGUCUUCUACCUAACCCAAGAUGACCGCUUCAUGAUUAAGACUGUAAAGAAAUCUGAAGUGAAGGUACUUAUUAGGAUGUUACCCAGUUACUACCAACAUGUCUAUCGGUAUGAAAAUUCACUGGUCACGAAGUUCUAUGGUGUUCAUUGUGUGAAGCCCAUUGGUGGGCCAAAGGUACGUUUCAUUAUAAUGGGCAAUUUAUUUUGCUCAGAUUAUCAUAUUCAUAGAAGAUUUGACCUGAAAGGUUCAUCCUAUGGUCGAUCAACUGACAAGGCUGAGGAAGAGAUUGAUGAGAUGACAACCCUGAAGGAUCUUGACCUAAACUACAUAUUUCGCCUGCAUAGGUCUUGGUACCUGGAGCUUCUUGAACAAAUCAAGCGGGAUUGUGAAUUCUUGGAAGCAGAGGGGAUUAUGGAUUAUAGUCUCCUGUUGGGGUGUCACUUCUGUGAUGAUGUUUCAGCAUCGUGGGCAGGUUCAUCACCAUGUUCUGCUUCUACAAAACCUUAUCGCAAGAGCUAUUCAUUUCAAGAUCGAGCUGCUUGGUCCAAAUUGCAGUUAUCGAAGUCAACCCAUCAAGAUAUGGAUCUAUCAAUGGGUGGCCGGAAACCUUUUAUUGGGCUAGGCUUAAACAUGCCGGCAAGAGCAGAGCACACAACAAGAAGCGAAUUGAUGCCGACACUCAAUGGCAAGAUCCAUGAUGUGAUUCUCUACUUUGGGAUAAUUGAUGUCCUCCAGGACUACGAUAUUACUAAGAAGCUGGAACAUGCUUACAAAUCCUUACAGGUGGAUCCCAAUUCCAUCUCAGCAGUGGAUCCAAAGCUCUACUCCAGGCGGUUCCAAGAAUUCAUCAGGAGAAUCUUUAUGGAAGAUGACUGACCAAACAGGGAAAGGGGGAGAACCUGGACAGACUUCAGAAGCCAAAAUCACCAUGGACGAAACAUGACUUUCUGUUAUUGGCUCAACAUGUGCUGUUAAUAACUUUGCUCUAUGACACCUGAAUUUGGCAAAUGCCAACGGACUGAAAGGCGUGACUCAGGGAGAAGCAUUUGAAGGUUUGCUAUAUAGGAGGCAGAUGACCAAAAUUAUCAUUCAGCUUCGCGAAACCUAAAUUUGAGAUGCUUAUGUACCUUUCUGAUGAUUAGUGAGCUAAUCAGCCAUAGACACUCAUCAUUAGGAACCUGAAGUUGAGAGCUUCAACUGUCCAUCGGAUGAAGGCGGAUCUUGAUCAGAGAAAGAAUUGUUACAUGUGCAGAUUUCACUAGCUUAAGUUUGAGACCCUCAAUUGACCAGCGGAGGAUGCUACAAUUUGCUCCAGCAGGUGACAAGUUUGAAAGCUCUGCCAUUGUUACAAUAUGGUAUAUGGAUUCCAUUAGUUUUCUAUACUUCCUUUCGGGUUUCAGAUAGAUAGGGAACAUAAAUUUAUACUGUUUGAGGGGGAAACAAAAAGAAAAGAACAUAUCAACUCGCAGUUGUAGGCAUCAAAUAAGAAUUGUACAGGAAAUGGAAGAGGAAGGUGAUGAUAGUGAUGAUGAUAUGUGCAUGAACCAAAGCAGAGAGAAGCUCUCACUGCCCCAUCUCAACAGCUUCUGAGUCGAGAGGGGCAUUAUCGGACGUGGGAAAAAGGUGGGCUGGAGAAUGGAAUUGGCAUCAAAAGCGGAGAAAAGUGCGCCAGCCAAGAUGGUGGGUAUGGUAUCACAUCUCUCCUCUUUCCCUUCCUCUUCUCUCUUCCAUUCCCACCCACUCCCACUGUUGUUGCUCUCCCAUUCCCCCAACAUCUCCUUCAAAUUCCAUUUCUUUCCUUAUCCUUGGCGUCUUUUGCUUUCUCCGUGUUUGACCAGUCUAACCCUUGUAGCUUCCCGUGUUACUCUUUCCUCUACUGGUGAACCAAAAGAGGAGAGAAGGCUGCUUACCACUAACUAUUGAGCAUCUCAAAGAACAGAAUACUAUUAAGCAUUCAGCUUUUUUUCCCCCCUUUCUUCCAAUCAAGUAUUCAUCUUUGGAGUUUGGAGAGGGGGAAAGAUAAGUUUAAUCUCUCUUCUCUCUCAUUAUGCUAGUUGUAAUCGAGGUCAAAGGCUGUGUCAGGGCUUAUCACCUUUCCGUACCCUUUCCUAGUCGUUAUUUGAUUGAGUGUCUUGUUUCAACACGAAACCGAGCUCAGAAAGGGAAGUUGAUAUGUAUGUGUCCACAGAUCGCCUGUGAACUCGAAUCUGCAUGUCUCCUUCGGCUUACGCCAUUACAGUAAACCGCUACUUGCUUUCUUGCCGAUGA